Molecule: messenger RNA, 1395 nt
Organism: Pestalotiopsis fici W106-1
Lineage: Eukaryota; Fungi; Ascomycota; Sordariomycetes; Amphisphaeriales; Sporocadaceae
Exons: 4
Coding region: 1-1395 (464 amino acids)
Source: RefSeq, a predicted model, not a curated record
AUGGGGGGCGACUUUGCCCUUUUUCUUUUACUAGCCGUCAUUGCCCUGCGUUUCUAUGCCCGCUUCACGGCGAAACCAAACAACUGGUUCGGCGCGCUGGGCCUAGACGACGCCCUCGUCGGACUCAGCUGGGUCGUCCUCUUGCUCACCCAGAUAUUCAUCCAGGUGGCGGCGGGCUACGGCAACGGCAAGCACUAUGAUGCGCUGAGCCGGUACGACCAGGUCGAGGCCAUGAAAUGGAACACCAUGAUUGAUGCCGUCAUUAUUUGGGCGUUUUCGCUGCCAAAGCUUGCCAUUGUGGCUUUGCUACGGAGGAUUCUUAAUUAUGGUCUUCACACCUCGGUACUCCUCUGGGGCCUUACCUUUGUCGGUCAGGCUCUCAUCUUUUCCAUGUCCGUGUUCCUGUUUAUCCAGUGCAGCCCGACGGAAAAGAAUUGGGACAAGUCCAUUGAGGGCAUCUGUCUCCCCGACAGCACCAUGAUUGGCAUCGAGUACUUUGUCUCGUCGUACUCUGCCUUUCUCGACCUGUUUUUGGCCAUAUUCCCGGCUCCGUUCAUCAUGCGCCUCAACAUGCCUCUACGCACCCGUCUUGCAGUCAGUGGUGCUUUGGGUCUCGGUGUUUUUGCUAGUAUCAUCCAGGGCUACAAGUUGAGCAUCAUGGGUGCGUCUUUCAAGUACACGGACGAGGACCCGACUUACCCCCUGCCUUUUCUCAACACCUUUGGCAUCACCGAGGCCUGUCUGCUUCUCAUUGCCGGCUCCCUCCCGGCACUUGGGCCUCUAAUCCGCCGCGCCAAGGACCACGUCGAGCGCAUCACGAGCUCUGGCGGCUGGAGCGUGACCGAGAUUGGGGGCUAUCUAAGCAGUCGCAGCAAGCGCAGCCAACUCGAAAAAGACAGCACGGCCGCCACGCACGACGAGCGCCCAUUGACGCGAAAGGGGAGCACCUUUCACCAUACCACCAAUAACAACAGCCCCACGCCCUUGACGUUUCACGGCUACGAUAUCCACGCCCCGACCACGCGUCCGCACGGGCGCAAGGCCUCGGAGGGCUCGACCGAUGACCAGCGGACCCUGACGCUCGAUGACGACAUUGAGAGCCGCGCCGGCCUGGAUCAUGAUGGCGGCGGCAGCAGAAGCCCGUCGACUGGUUCAGGCUCGGGAUCCGCGACCAACAUGACGCGUCUCAGCCCGCCGCCCAUGCCUCUGGCUCCUCUCCACACGGCGUCCCAUCAUGGCGAUGCCGAGGGCCAAGCGCCGUUUUCCGAAAAGUACGACGACAUGCGCGCGCCUGGUCGUGCUAAUGCCGUCUCGGACAAGCUCAAGGGUGCAUGGCAAGGGCUGAGACAGGAUGGCGGUAAUGUCGUCCUGGCCUGUGUUUGGAAGCAUGGCUGA